UGGGCGUUGCGCCGCGGCGGCGACGACGGCGGGGCCGGUUGCCAUGACGACGCCUGCGACGAUGGCUGCUGCCGCUUCAUCCGAUUCCGACCGCGGCCGAGUUGAGAGUGCCAGCACUGAAGCCAGUUCGAAAUGGCUGGACGCGCACUACGACCCCACGGCCAACAUCCACACCUUCUCGGCCUGCCUGGCGCUGGCGGAUCUGCAUGGGGACGGGGAGUACAAGCUGGUGGUGGGGGACCUCGGCCCCGGCGCGCGGCAGCCCCGCCUGAAGGUGCUCAAAGGGCCUGCAGUGCUGACGGAGAGCCCGCUGCCUGCCCUGCCAGCCGCCGCCGCCACCUUCCUCAUGGAGCAGCACGAGCCCCGGGCGCCAGCCCUGGCCCUCGCUUCGGGCCCUUGCGUCUACGUGUAUAAGAACCUCAGGCCCUACUUCAAGUUCAGCCUGCCCCCGUUGCCUCUAAACCCCGUGGAACAAGAUCUCUGGAGUCAAGCCAAGGAGGACCAGAUUGACCCCUUGACCCUGAAGGAGAUGCUGGAGGGCAUCCGGGAGAAAGCAGAGGUGCCUCUGUCUGUGCAGUCACUCAGGUUUCUGCAGCUGGAGCUGAGCGAGAUGGGAGCAUUCGUGAACCAGCACAAGUCCAAGACCAUCAGACGGCAGACGGUCAUCACCACCAUGACCACCUUGAAGAAGAACCUGGCUGAUGAGGACGCCGUGUCCUGCCUGGUGCUGGGCACGGAGAGCAAGGAGCUCCUGGUGCUGGACCCCGAGGCCUUCACCAUCUUGGCCAAGAUGAGCCUCCCCAGCGUGCCCGUCUUCCUGGAGGUGUCCGGCCAGUUUGACGUCGAGUUCCGGCUUGCCGCUGCCUGCCGCGACGGAAACAUCUAUAUCCUGAGAAGAGACUCCAAGCGCCCCAGGUACUGCAUCGAGCUGAGCGCCCAGCCCGUGGGCCUUGUGCGAGUUCACAAAGUUUUCGUGGUGGGCACCACCCAAGACAGCCUGAACGGCUUCACCCACAAAGGUAAGAGGCUGUGGACGGUGCAGAUGCCCGCAGCCAUCCUGACCAUGAACCUCCUGGAGCAGCGUUCCCGGGGCCUGCAGGCCGUCAUGGCCGGGCUGGCCAACGGCGAGGUCCGCAUCUACCGUGACAAGGCCCUGCUCAAUGUCAUCCGUGCCCCGGAUGCCGUGACCAGUCUUUGCUUUGGCCGCUACGGGCGGGAAGACAACACCCUCAUCAUGACCACUCGAGGCGGCGGCCUGAUGAUCAAGAUCCUCAAGCGCACAGCGGUGUUUGUGGAGGGGGCGGGGGAGGCAGGCCCCCCCCCGGCCCAGGCCACGAAGCUCAGCGUGCCCCGGAAGACCCGGCUCUACGUGGACCAGACACUGCGCGAGCGGGAGGCUGGCACCGCCAUGCACCGGGCCUUCCAGACGGACCUCUACCUGCUGCGCCUCCGGGCGGCUCGCGCUUAUGUGCAGGCCCUCGAGUCCAGCCUGAGCCCCGUGUCUGCCACAGCCCGGGAGCCGCUCAAGCUGCUUGCUGUGGUCCAGGGCCUGGGCCCCACCUUUAAGCUCACGCUCCACCUGCAGAACACCUCGACAGCGCGACCCAUCCUGGGGCUGCUGAUCUGCUUCCUGUACGACGAGAUGCUCUACGCCCUGCCCCGGGCCUUCUUCAAGGUCCCCUUGCUGGUGCCAGGGCUCAGCUAUCCCCUGGAGACCUUCGUGGAGAGCCUCAGUAGCAAGGGCAUCUCAGACAUCAUCAAGGUGCUGGUGCUUCGAGAAGGCCAGAGCACGCCGCUGCUGAGCGCCCACAUCAACAUGCCUGUGAGUGAGGGCCUGGUGGCCGCCUGAGCCCCAGAUGGUGGUCGAGCCCGUGUGGAAUCCGAGCCAGCCAGACCCAGCCACUGCCGCGGAGCCGGGCAGGUCCAGUAGCUCCAGGCCCACUCCCCACGCCACAGCGUGCUGCGCCCCUGCUCCCGGUCACAGCAGCUCUGUGUACCCAGGAAGCUCGGCUCAUGUUCCUGCGGCCCUCCCAGGCUGUGUGUCCACGGGCGCCUGCUGCCUGGCCCUCCUGACCCUUCCAGAAACUGCGCCCAGGUGCCCAGGAGCAGCCUGAAGCGGUCACUGUGCGAUCAGGAGCGGCCGGCCCUUCUUCGCCACUUUCCUCGGGCGCACCGACGGCCACGGCCGACGCUGGGGAGGGGUCUGGCCUGGGAGGUCGGAGGCUUUUCUAGGCUGAGACUGGGCCCCCUUGUCACUCGGGGUUCCCGAGGCAACGCACCUGCUCUGAUCUCCCCGCCCCCGCUGAGCAGGAUCCCUUCCCGGUCCCCAUCAGAGGCCCCAGGGGUAGCUGCUGCCCAGGGCUGUUCUGCAGCUGGAGUCAGGCCUGUGAGGCUCCGCAGGCUGCCUGUGCCCGUGCAGGGGCCGCGACUGCACCCCGGGCUCCUGACCUGGGUGCCCAUGCCCAGAAACAGCACCGAGGGAGAGGCAGGCCACGCUGGACAGAGCCACAGGGGCCAGGGCAUCGGGGAGGGGUGCUGCUGGGGCCUGGAGGCGGCGCGUGGGCGGAGCCCGGGAGCCCGAUCCCUCCUGCGGUGGAAGGUUCCCUGGGCAGCAGCCACGGUGAGCAUUAGCUGCAAAGGCACAGCCCAGAGGAAUCGGGUGAGGCUGAGGGUGGGAUGAAGGCCUCUGUUUGGACCCAAAGGGCCAGAGACCCACGGUCCGAGCCCCUGGCCAGUCUGCGUGGUCCACGUCCCAGGCCGCCUGGGCCGCGUGGGAGCUGAGGACCUGUGUCUUCGCUCCGAGCAGGGGCGCCGGGAAUGCGGCAGGAAGUAACCCGGUGUCUGUGGGCCCCGCUUCCCCACGUGUAAAGUGAGGCGGCUGGACCGGAUUGAUCUAAGCCCGCUUCGGCUCUGUGCCGGUGAGCUCGCAGCCCUGCCGGAGAGCGGGCGACUCCGGAAAGGCGACACCCGGCGGGGGGCAGGGAGGCGGACUCCACAGCUGCCACUGCCCGAGACCCAGGACUCGAGUGACAGCCCACGUCCCCCCAUGCCCUGCUCAGCACAGAUGGAAGGUAAAGGCCCGGCCUUCGGAGCCAUGUGAGCAGGGGCGGGGCAGGUCGUGUGUGGAGCCGAAGGCCCUGCAGUCCCUUCGCCCCAGCCAAGCCGUGAACCCCGUGACCCGGACCCGUCUCUUCUGGGUUCUCAUAGCUUUUCAUACUGCGGAGGGGGAGACCGCGCCGGCACGCACAGUGGACUUCCAGGGUGUGCUGUGUGCCGUCAUUCAGACGGGCGACUGCCCACGUUGGCAGGCCGAUGCAGAACAGCACAGGCGCCCGGCGCGCGGGCCGUGAGCGCUCCAGGACGUUGUGCGCGCUGAGGAUGAAGAGCAGUGGCCCCUUCUCUGAACAAGCCUCCGUUUGGUAAUGAGCUAGCCAGCGCGCAGAGCAGCCCCCGCUCCUGCGUGGCAAACCCUGGCCUUGCUCGGAGGCCCUGUGGGCUAGGGGAGGGUCUCGCCUCCUGUGACUGCGCGCCCCCCCCCCCCCCCCGCCGUCUCCAGGGAAUCCGCACUCACUGUCCGGGUUACGGUGUACUGUGGGGCUCGCUGCACAGCCAGAGCUGGGCUUGCAGUAAAUCACCUUUCCCGCGGAGGGAGUAAUCGCUUUGGUUUUUUCUGGCGCUUAGUUUCCCGGGGUGCCAGUGGCGGAUCUCCCUCCCGCCCUGCACCCUGAGCACGUCGGCUCCCGGGAGAUUUCGCUGGGCCCUGUGCCCAGGCCCCUCGCUCCGUUUAGUGAGAUCUGUCCGAGGGUCCCACCUUUAGCUCAGUUGCUAGGGGUAAACACUUUGAAGACGCCGCCUGUCCUCUAGCCUCGGAAGUUCACGCCGGGCUGAGUGCUCACCUCCGGAGGAGCCCAGCCUCUGUAAGUGGUGAUGCCAGAGAGGACGGGGUUGCGCCCGAUUCUCCUCUCUCGUCUCUCUUCAUCCCUGUCUCCUGGGGAGAGUUUGAACUGUCUUUCAGCUCUGUGGAUUAUUACAAAAUUUUCAGCUAUCAUUUUAAUUCUCAACUCUGUUUGGUCCUUACUUUCAGUAUGUUUUUAAAGAUAUAUUUCUUGUAUCUCUCUCUCGCUCUUUUUUUUUUUUUUUUUUUUUUUUUUGACAGAGUUAGUGAGAGAGAGAGAGACAGAGAGAAAGGUCUUCCUUCCAUUGGUUCACCCCCAAUGGCCGCUGUGGCUGGCACACCGCGCUGAUUCAAAGCCAGGAGCCAGGUGCUUCUCCUGGUCUCCCAUGCAGGUGCAGGGCCCAAGCACUUGGGCCAUCCUCCACUGCCUUCCCGGGCCACAGCAGAGAACUGGACUGGAAGAGGAGCAACUGGGACUAGAACCCGGUGCCCAUAUGGGAUGCCGGCGCCACAGGCGGAGUGAGCCAUGGCACCGGCCCCUCUUGUAUCUCUUCUCAGAUUAUCUUUUAUAUUUUAUCUCUGUUCUUAGUGUCAAGGUAAACUACAAAUAAGCCGUUCCCUGCUUCCCUUCUUAGCUGAGACAGAGAAACUGCCUGGCCCCAGACUCAGUGCUUGGUGGGAGGUGGAAAACCCUCUGGUGAGAACGUUGAAACCACAAGGCCAGCCUGAAUAAGGGUUUGCAGCCUGCACUGAUAACACUGGUUGGCCCUGAAAAACUUCAAGGUGGUGAGGGGUUGCUUGCCAUCAGGCAUCUGGAGGGGUUUACUUCUAACCCAACCUCAAGAGUCCCCAGUGGCUGGCGCUGUGGCAUAGCAGGUAAAGCUGCUGCCUGCGAUGCCAGCGUCCCAUUCAGGCUCAGUUCAGGGCCUGGCUCCACUCCUCCUCCUCCUCCUCCUCCUCCCCCUCCCCCUCCCCCUCCCCCUCCUCCCCCUCCUCCUCCUCCUUCUCCUUCUUUUUUAAGAUUUAUUCAUUUAUUUGAAAGGCAGAGUUACAGAGAGGCAGAGAGAGAAAGGAAGUAAAUCUUCCUUCCCAUGGUUCACUCCCCAGAUGACUACAAUGGCCGGAGUUGUGCCGAUCUUAAGCCAGGAGCCAGGAUUUUCUUCCAGGUCUCCCAUGUGGGUGCAGGGGCCCAAGCACUUGGGACCAUCUUCCACUGCUUUCCCAGGCCACAGCAGAGAGCUGGAUCAGAAAUGGAGCAGCCGGGACUCGAACCAGCAUCCCAUAUGGACGCACUGCAAGCAGCAGCUUUACCCGCUAUGCCAUAGCGCCAGCCCCUGCUCCACUUCUGAUCCAGCGCCCUGCUAAUGUGCCUGGGAAGGCAGCGAAAGGUGGCCCAAGUGUUUGGGCUCCUGGAUCCUGAUUUUCGCCUGGCCCAGCCCUGGCCAUUGCAGCCGUCUGGGGACUGAACCAGUGGAUGAAAGAUAUCUCUGUCUCUCCCAUUCUCUCUGUAAUUCUGACUUCCAAGUAAAUAAAGACUUUUUAAAAAAAAAAAAAAAAAA
Molecule: messenger RNA, 5454 nt
Organism: Oryctolagus cuniculus (rabbit)
Lineage: Eukaryota; Metazoa; Chordata; Mammalia; Lagomorpha; Leporidae
Gene: BBS1
Product: Bardet-Biedl syndrome 1
Biological process (GO): protein localization to cilium; non-motile cilium assembly
Cellular component (GO): BBSome; centrosome; axoneme
Molecular function (GO): patched binding; smoothened binding
Source: RefSeq, a predicted model, not a curated record